Molecule: messenger RNA, 2145 nt
Organism: Beta vulgaris subsp. vulgaris (sugar beet)
Lineage: Eukaryota; Viridiplantae; Streptophyta; Magnoliopsida; Caryophyllales; Amaranthaceae
Product: tubby-like F-box protein 8
Exons: 6
Coding region: 462-1742 (426 amino acids)
Molecular function (GO): protein binding
Source: RefSeq, a predicted model, not a curated record
AAUAUAGAAAGGAGUAGGUACUAAUAAACACCAAAUUCAGCCUUGCUUUAUGAUUAACCCGUGAGUUGGAUUUAAUAACGUUUGGAAUCCGGUUUUCAGAUAGAGCAAAACUCACUUUUCUAGAGAGAGAAAGAGAGAGAGUGUGUCUUCUCUGUGUCUGUGUCUGUCUGUGUUUGUGUGUGUGUGAGGGUGAUAGAGGAAAAGGGGUCAGAGAGAGAAACCGUGUUGCAAAGCCAAAGGAUCUCAAAUCUCAACAACAGCAACAAAACCAGCAGCAACACCAGCAACACCAACUGUUUUUAAAGGUAUUCAGCUCAAAGCUUGCAUCUUCUGGCGUGUUCUUGAGGAAGUGGUUGUUGGUCAUUUACUGCUGUAUGUGUGGCUAGUAGUCACUAGGUGAAGGAUAAAUUUAUGCCACUUUGUUAAAGAAGAAGUAAUUGAAGAGAUUUAUAUUAAAGCACAUGUCUUUCCGAAGUAUAGUCCGUGAUGUGAGGGACGGUUUUGGGAGCUUGUCUAGACGUAGUUUUGAAGUGAGGCUCUCUGGUCAUAUACGGGGAAAAUCACAUGGCUCAGUGCACGAGUUACAUGACCCUCCUAUUGUUAUCCAGAAUAGCAAAUGGGCUAGCCUCCCGCCUGAGUUGCUACGAGAUGUAAUUAAGAGAUUAGAGGCUAGUGAAAGUACAUGGCCUGCUCGGAAGCAUGUUGUUGCUUGUGCUGCUGUUUGCAGAUCCUGGAGGGAUAUGUGCAAAGAAAUUGUUAGGAGUCCGGAGUUGUCUGGAAAGCUAACCUUCCCCGUCUCAUUAAAGCAGCCUGGGCCACGAGAUGGAGCCAUUCAGUGCUUCAUUAAACGAGAUAAAUCCAACUUAACGUACCACCUUUUCCUUUGUCUUAGCCCUGCUUUACUGGUUGAGAAUGGGAAGUUUCUUCUUUCUGCGAAGCGGACCAGGAGAACCACUUGUACAGAGUACGUCAUCAGUAUGGAUGCAGAUAACAUAUCGAGGUCCAGUAGCACUUACAUAGGAAAAUUAAGGUCAAACUUCUUGGGAACCAAAUUCAUUAUCUAUGAUACGCAGCCACCCCACAACAGCUCUCAGUCAUCACCUCCAGGCCGUUCGAGCAGAAGGUUCUACUCCAAAAAAGUCUCCCCAAAAGUUCCUACAGGGAGUUACAAUAUCGCCCAGGUCACUUACGAGCUGAAUGUUCUCGGUACGCGCGGACCACGCAGGAUGCACUGCGUCAUGCAGUCAAUCCCUAUUUCCUCGCUAGAGCCGGGUGGCAGUGUACCAGGGCAGCCUGAGCUUCUCCCCCGAUGCCUUGAGGACUCUUUUCGGAGUAUGUCUUUCUCUAAAUCAAUUGAUACCUCCACCGAGUUCAGUAGCUCCCGGUUCUCCGACAUUAUGGGCCCGCGUGACGAAGAAGAAGAGGGCAAAGAGAAAGCCUUGGUUCUUAGGAAUAAGGCCCCAAGAUGGCACGAACAGUUGCAAUGUUGGUGUCUUAAUUUCCGGGGGAGGGUAACAGUAGCUUCAGUGAAGAACUUCCAACUUAUAGCUGCAACACAACCGCCUCCUGCGGGGGCACCAACACCUUCACAGCCUGCCCCUUCAGAUCAUGAUAAGAUUAUCCUUCAAUUUGGGAAAGUUGGCAAGGACAUGUUCACCAUGGAUUACCGGUACCCUCUCUCUGCAUUUCAGGCUUUUGCGAUCUGUUUGAGCAGCUUUGACACUAAAUUGGCUUGUGAAUAGUAGGAAUUCAGUUGGUGGCAAAAAUGAGCAAAAAAAAAAAAAAAAAAAAACAAGAAAACAUGUCCAAAGAACAUUUAGCAGAUCAUAAUAACAUGGGGUUUUCGUCAUAGGUUCAUUAGCGUUUGGGUGUUUAAAACAGUCAUUUUGUAUAACCUUCGAUCGAUUGGAAGUGCAUAGAAGGUUGAAAUAAUCUUUGAUAAUGCAUCUAUUUGCAUUCUCUUCUGUUGUAGCUGUAUGUGCUUUCACCUGUUGAUCGUUGGUCUCUGUUGUUGAAUGUUGUUUCUAUGAUCUGUUGUAACAAAUAGUGCCAGGAAACGAUUCAAAUAUUUCUAGUUCAUUGUACUUCAUAUUUUUUUCGGGCCAAAUUUGUCAUUUCUAGCACAUGAAGUCAAAGAUUGCUUGU